AACAAGAUUACGCACGUGUCCUCAGUUUCUCAGUGGAGUUUAAAAAGGCAUUCUUCUAUCAUGGAGUGUUAACUGGAAAACAUCUACAACAUUUAACCUUUACAUCAAAAGAAGCUGAGCAUGCAUGCAGCAGAGGGAGAAAAAUAACAGGGAAGGGAGGAAUCAGUCAGAUUCAGAGUGUUUAAUAGUCACAUGUACAGGGUUUGCAGGUGUGAUUGCAGGGUACAGUGAAAAUCUUAGGUGCUGAGCUCCAACAUGCAAUACUAAGUGGAAUAAAAUAAUGAAAAUUGUAAUAAAAACAACAAUAGAAAUAGCACUAUAUACACCAUACAAUCUGUAGCAGUGAUUAAUAAAUAAAUGUCCAUUAGAGUAAAGCCUGUUGAGGGGGUGGGAGAAUGAGCAGCAAGACCAUUGUGUGGGUGUGGGGACAAAGUGAAAUAAGAGUAAUAAUAUACAUAUUAACAACUGCAACAGUGAUGAAUGUCGUUGGGGUGGGGGCCCUCGGGGACAGGCCAAAUUUCAGCUCUGGAGAACACAGGUGCUAGAAUCUUUCCAGUUCCCACACAGCCAUGAGUGCCAUGAAUCUGGCUAGCAAGACUACACAGGUGUGGUCAAUGGGAAGACAUAUCCAAUGAGGAGGCCCCAGAACAAUGAAGAGAUUCUGAGAAGCAGCUACAGUUAACAGAGUGGAGUGUGCUGGCCUAUUGUGUGGUUUGAUAAUUGUCUGUGGUAGGGAGCAGGGGAGGUCUCUGGCUGGUUGCUAAGCUGCAGGGAGACUUUGAGUGUCCCCUUGUAGGGGCCUCCAAUCUAGUUUUGCCAAAUCACAUCUGAAACAAGGCUAACGUGGUAGACAUGCUAAUUCAUGUAUUAUUUUAAUUGUUGUAUUGUACCAUGUGUAUCCUGUGAAUAUGACAAGUAAACUUGACUCCAUACACACAUACAGUCAAAUACAGGUGCAGGGCUAUUCAAUUAACCUUGUGUUACUGGUGUCCCAGUCCUGAUUUGAAUCAGUCCGAUUAGGGAAACAAAACAAAAAAACAGUACUGCUCUGUGGCCUCCACGGCUGUAUUCGAGUGGGAAAUCUCCAAUUAUACAAUGUCUUUGCCUGCAACCCGGUAGCAUCUGCACUGUACUUCCUGUGUUUACUAGUGUGCGAUCCUUAAAGUGGUAGCACAGGGAGACAUAUUCCCAAUGAAUAAAAUUCAUUAUAGAACAUAAAGACAAUCAGCAGAUGUUUUCAGGGGGUGUACGUUUCGAGCAAAGGAGGAAAUAAACGGUAACAAACGGCAAUAACUAGGUUUCUGGAUAAAUUUAUAUUUUGCGUUCAGCAAAUCUGUGCCUGUCAAUUUAAGAGCCUAAAGUUGCAACCGUAAAUCUCGUUAGAUCCCGUCUGUUCUUACGAAGAUCUCACGACACUUCUCUCUCUCAGUGGCGGCUGUGUUGCCCCCUGUCUCAGCCAGCACGGACGGAGUUGUUUCUGACAUUUGAAUGAAAAACAGUUUGAAUUGCUACCACUUUGGACAGAUGAAAUAAUGGCUUCAGCCUUGGAGCAGUUCGUGAACAAUGUGCGGCAGCUCUCUGCUCAAGGUCAGAUGACACAGCUGUGUGAACUGAUCAACAAGAGCGGGGAGCUGUUGGCCAAGAACCUGUCCCACCUGGACACUGUACUGGGGGCCUUGGACAUCCAGGAGCACUCCUUGGGCGUGCUGGCUGUGCUGUUUGUGAAGUUCUCCAUGCCAAACAUCCCUGACUUUGAGACGCUCUUUUCCCAAGUCCAGCUCUUUAUCAGUACCUGCAAUGGGGAGCACAUCAGAUAUGCAACAGACACUUUUGCCGGCCUCUGCCAUCAGUUGACAAACGCCCUUGUAGAACGAAAACAGCCAUUGAGAGGCGUCGGCAUUCUAAAACAGGCAAUAGACAAAAUGCAGAUGAACACAAACCAACUUACCUCAGUUCAUGCGGACCUGUGUCAGCUGUGCUUGUUAGCAAAGUGCUUCAAGCCUGUCCUCCCAUUUCUUGAGCUUGACAUGAUGGACAUCUGUAAGGAGAAUGGCGCCUACGACGCAAAGCACUUUCUAUGUUACUACUAUUACGGAGGCAUGAUCUACACAGGUCUGAAGAACUUUGAAAGAGCACUGUAUUUUUAUGAACAGGCAAUAACCACUCCAGCUAUGGCAGUCAGUCACAUCAUGUUGGAGGCCUAUAAGAAGUACAUCCUGGUCUCCUUGAUUCUACACGGCAAAGUGCAGCAGCUCCCCAAAUACACAUCACAGAUAGUUGGGAGGUUCAUAAAGCCUCUCAGCAACGCCUACCAUGAGCUUGCUCAGGUGUACGCCACCAACAACCCAGCAGAACUGCGCACCCAGGUGAACAAACACAGCGAGACUUUCACACGCGACAACAAUACAGGCCUUGUCAAGCAGUGCCUGUCAUCCCUCUACAAGAAGAAUAUACAGAGGCUAACAAAGACUUUCUUGACGCUGUCCUUGCAAGACAUGGCAAGUCGAGUGCAGCUGUCAGGGCCCCAGGAGGCGGAGAAGUAUGUCUUGCACAUGAUUGAAGAUGGCGAGAUCUAUGCCAGUAUCAACCAAAAGGAUGGCAUGGUCUGUUUCCAUGACAACCCGGAGAAAUACAACAACCCCGCAAUGCUUCACAAAAUUGACCAAGAGAUGCUGAAGUGUAUAGAGCUGGAUGAGAAACUAAAGUCCAUGGAUCAAGAAAUCACAGUAAACCCGCAGUUUGUGCAGAAGAGUAUGGGAACGCAGGAGGAUGAUGUAGGCAGCAAAACGUCAAGUUACUCCUGAGGGCCAUGGACAGGGGAGAAAACUGCCACCCUUACGGUUCUCAUUGGAUUACUUUUUUUAAAGUGGAAAAACAUUCUAUUGAGUAUGGACAUUGGUCAAGGAAAAUCUAAAUGUGUGGAAUGAUAAUUUGGUUAUUUCUUUCACGGUGUCUUGAGGAAACCUAAACAAAAAAACAAUUUUGUCAGUGUUUUAUUUAUCAUUGUUCAGGCGGAAGAGCCACUGCUGCAUUAACAACCAUAAUAAUAAAAACUGGACUUAUUUGUUCAAAAGGAAUGUGUGCUAAAGCACCGUUUUUCUGUUGCAUGAUAUUUUUUUUUAGGAAUUUCCUCAUAGGAUAACAUGCAACAUUUGAGGAAAUCUUAAGUCUCAUGUUUCGAAGAUCAAUCAUUUCCCUUGACCUGCUAGACAAAUUUUCUGGUAUAUCACAUGGAGAUUUGACAACAAAAACAAGGCUGUACUUCUGCCCAUGAACAAAUGUAGAGAGGAUAGUACAGCUUAAAAAAAUAAAACAAUUGGUGCACUGUUUUUUUCCCAUCCCCUAGAGGUCUCUCGUGUACUGUGUUGUACUGUAGUUUGCAUUUACUGCAGGUGGGAUGAGCUCUGAGCUGGAGGCAUACAUAUCUGUUAUCUGGAAGGACUCAAGAAUACAUUGAUUCAGUAAAUUGACACAAUUUUGGAUUAAAUGGAUCACAUCACA
Messenger RNA from Oncorhynchus nerka (sockeye salmon), 3501 nucleotides. It is a transcript of the gene cops3, whose product is annotated as COP9 signalosome subunit 3. Lineage: Eukaryota; Metazoa; Chordata; Actinopteri; Salmoniformes; Salmonidae. The transcript is spliced from 12 exons. The record is from RefSeq and is a predicted model, not a curated record. Gene Ontology annotation, cellular component: COP9 signalosome. The coding region runs from base 1533 to 2804 and encodes 423 amino acids. Gene Ontology annotation, biological process: ubiquitin-dependent protein catabolic process.